AUGGAUGAUUACGAAUCAAUGAACGUUGAUGAUCUUUCGAAUAUCAGUGUAAAUCGUGUCGAACAAGAUGAUACUGUGGUGUAUCUGGGUAAGGGUGCUAAACCCAAGCUUGGUGUUGUGAGUAAGGUAUAUUUAGUAUAUCGUGGAAAUAUGGAUGACAGUGGCGAUAAAGGGAAGGAGGAUGGAGUUGUUAUUGAUGUAUUUCCUGGAUCGGUUGGCUCUGUGGUUCGUAGUGAAGAUGAGAUUUACGUAGCAGAUCGUGGUUUCUCACUGUCGGAAUCCGUCGUUAGAAUCAGUAACCCGAAGCAGGUGGGAUUCGUUCGGAAGAUUCACGUGAAAGCUGAUGUUAUUGUUUUGCCUGAGCGCAAAAUCGUCGCACAGAACGUUGAUCUAAGUACCGCAAAAUUCAUCGAACCCUUCGCCUCUGGUGGUCAAAACUUUCUUCUGUUCGACGAUUGGAUUGGGACGGCGUUGAAAUCUGUUUUCGAAUUGACUGUCGUCUUCAGAAAUUGCUAUCGAUGCAAAAUCAAAGAUAAUGUUGAUUCCGGGAUUCUGUAUCGACGCAAGGAUUAUGGUGUUGGAAGACAGUGGGUACCUGGCGAGACGGUUAUGAUCUCCACCUCGUAUGUCCUUUCAAACAAGGCUGAAUGGGAAACAGAAAUGCCGUCGUGUUUGGUGAAACGAAAAACGAGAGGAUAUUCGCAUCAUACACCAUUUGUUAUUGAAAAGGUUUAUUUUCGCACAUCGUCGAUUAUUUUCAUCCUUCGUUGGUUAACAACGCCGUCAGCAUCAAUAGAACCACCACCCGAACGCAUAACCAAACCAGAUGUUGAAAGAAUAAUAAAACUUGAUACACUUGAAUAUACACAAGCGUUAUGUGGUGAUCGAAUGAAAAUGAAACCGGAUGAUAGGGUGACGGUUAUGCGCAAAAACGACUGGGAAAAGGUUCUGGCUGAGGAGCUCAUUGAAAAACUUCCCGAACAAGCCUUCAAAGGUAGACGUCGUCGUAUGAAGAAAUUCUUAAGUUCAAGUAGUUCGUCAUCAAGCUGUAGCACGAGAACGUCAACGAAUUCAGUGCCUCUCAAAAAAAGACCGUCAACAUCAUUUCUUUCCAGUACACACGAUCAGGGAAUUGAAUCAACAGAAGGAGAUAGAUACAACGAUGUUGAUGACGAAAACAGUAGUAAGUUAGGUGCCGAAUCACCUAAAGCAUCGUCUAAUAGUGCGUCUGGUUACGAUAAUAAUAUUAAUGGCGAUAGUGGUAAUAAUGUAGCGACUAAUAAUAAUGAUGAGGAAUGUGAUAUGGCGUGUGAUAAUGACGAGGUUACCGCUAACGAUACAUCACGAUCGCUCAACGAUAAUUGUAAUGACACUCAGCCUGCCGCCGCGGUCAAUCCACAUCAAUCACAACUUCUGUUGAAAAUGGAAGUCGGAGCAGAAGUUGAAGUAUCGAGCACUUCGCCUAAAUCACCUGCUGUUGACCAUCUUUCUCCGCUGCGUUUCGUCAAAAAGAAUAAACCGACCACUUUUAAUAUUCGUCAAAUACGUAGGAAUAAACAAAAUCGUGCAAUGAAACGUAAAGCUGCACGUUCACGUAUUCAACUGGAUAUGCGUAGUUGUUUGGGCGAGGAGUUUUACGGUGAUAUCAUGCGCACAUACUCAACGGUGGAUGUCGUUUGGAUGGACGGCACUAUUGAGAACAACGUGCGUGGCAUUGAUCUGGUGCCUUACGAACUAGAUCUUGACCAUCACGAUGAUGUACCUGGGACUAUUGUUGCCAGAAAAAUUAAUGCUGAAAAAGAAGGCGAAUACGGUAUUGUAAUAUCGGCAGAUACCGAGAAGCGAUUAGCAACAGUGCAGUGGUAUUUGUAUGACUGGAAGCGACCAAAUUCAGAACCGGUGGCAACAGAGAGAGAAUUAUGUUCGUUAUUCGAUCUGAUGCUUCAUCCAACCUAUCAGGGUCUGUGGUGGGGAAGUCUUUGCCUGAGGACUUCGAAGGAAUCGUCGGACGUACGAAGUCUUAUUGGACAGUUGAUUACAACGAAUGAAAAUGGAAAAAAUGUCUGUUCAUCUUUUCAUUUACUCAUUUAUUCGAUCCAAAUUCUCAGAAUAUUCCUUUUAAUAUUCGCCAUUCUCUAUACUGUUGCAUGGUUCAAUGGAAUAACAGAAGAAGUUUGGCCAAUUGAAAUAACAAUAUUGGUGACGAAUGAAGAAAUGGAUAUGCAUUUCGAUGAGGAUGGCACUGAUUCAGAAGAUGAUGAAACCUGGAAUAGCAUCGACUCGAAUGAUGACGAAUCUGACAUUGAUGUGAUCAAUGACCCAACGCUGGCAUCGUCGGGUUUGUCGUUAUCGAUCACGAUCACUGAAACUGCAGCGAAUGAUCACGAUUUGUUCUCAAUGAAUGGAAGAAUUCUCAUUCCUCAAGACGUUCUGAAAGUAAAGAUCAGCGGCGAUGAAGCGAUACAUUCGAAAAUCUUAGAAGACGAUUUGCAGUCGCCAUCAGAGGGUUGGUUGAAAACAAUCAAAGGGCAGGCGCUCAACUUGAGUGAAAUUCUAGCCAUAUUAAAAGAAACGAAAAUCGAAUUCGAGAAGAAGAAUUCGAUUGAUAGCCGUGAGGUUAUGGCACGGAUUAAUUUUAUUGUAGUUUGCCUCAAAAAUUCAACGUUGGCGUUACACUACACUAUGAACGAGUUCUUCUUCACCUACAUAGAAGAACGCAUUGAACGUCUGAAAUUAGAUAACGAUGACGAAAGUCGAGCGAAAGCCUCAUUGAAAUAUAUGAUCGGGUCAUUUGAGGAAAUGACCGCCGACGAGAACUGCAAAUUGGUUCUUGAUGAGGAUCACAAGUCUCCAUCACUUACGAUCAAUCAGAAACAAUUUUCGUUCUCAGCAGGCAUGCUUUUCUUCGAGAAACUUUUCAAUGAUUGGAUUGUUGAGCUGCGUUCACUAUUCGAUUCAGUCAGCGAUCCAUCUAUUACUUUAGACUGCAAUAAACAACCAUCUUUCUUCCGUGCAUUCGACUUUCUUCAGUGUUCACCAUUCAAAUUGACAUGGGAUGAUGACAACACGGGUGAACAAGCUGACGCAUCAGAAACGUCUAAGAACAAAAAGGAGACUGUAGCAGAAGACACAUUGAAAACUGAUAUCUCUAAGGGAGAUUCGGAAAAGUCAAAAGUGAAAGAUAACGAGGACGACAAAAAUAACCGCGAUAACGCUAGUCAGAAUAAAAAGUUAUCGUUCGAGUGUCAUAUGUUAGUGGAUUCGUUCGAUUUCGUCGAUAAUAUAAUGCCACAGCUGGAAGCGAGUUGGACAGAUCUGGAUAUAAAUAUGAUUAAGGAAACCUUAAAUCAAUUUAUUGGUGAAUUCUUAUCGACUGAAGCUGAAGAACACAGUAUUGAUGAUAAGACGGAUGAUCAAUCAAGGAAUAGUGUGGGAAAAGAAGAUGCGAUAAAGAAGUAUGCUGUCGAUGAUGAGGACGACAAUAAGACCGAGUCAGUCAUACCAAACUUUAACGAACUCAGCAAAAAAGAGGACAAAAUGAUGUAUUCAAUAGCGUCUGCGUUAUCGACAUAUCUCCUAACACUUCUCCACAAUAUUCUGUGCUCUUCCAAUGAAAAUCCUUUCUUUGCUUCAUAUGGACACGUUGAGUCUAGUCAGUUUUUUCAUUUCGUUGGUAUCGAGAAAAUUCAUUCAAGAUUCAGCCUUUCGAAGCUCAAAUGCAUUGAAUGUUUUCAGAAAGGAAAAUCGCGAAUUUGCUGGGAUAAUGUAAUGGAGCGUAUCGUUGAAAAGUGGUAUAUGGAAUCGAUGAAUUUCACUAAUUUACUUAAGGCAGCACUGAAGAAAUACUUUAAACAAAUAACAAAUCGAAUCAAAUUGGUUUCGACUGAAGCGUCGGGAACAGAUUCAUUGCCGAGUGCUGUCACUAACUCAGGAGACAAUAAAACCGAAACAGCUGAUGUUGAAAUGGAAGGAGAUGAAAAUGAACGGAAGCCAUCCGUAAUUUGUUUCAUCUUUCAUGAUCAUAUAAAGGUGAAUAAAGAAGAGACUGAAGUGGAUGAUGACGCGACAAACGAUCGUGUGCCAUUAUCGUCGUCAUUGACGAUUAAUAAGGAUCGUAGUCGUAGAUUUCCUGCACUUGAUUUCAUUAAUGAAGCACCGAGUACACAUGCGUUCCAUUCAAAAUCAUUAUGUGCCGAUCGUCAGUUUGCGCGUUGCGUACACAAAGAACUCGAUUUACUCUCUAAACAUUUACCUGAUGGUAUUUUCGUUCGAGCGUUUGAAGAUAGGUUAGAUUUGUUGUCAUUAGUGAUAAUCGGCCCUCGAAGUACGCCAUUCGAAGACGUCCCUCUCUUCUUCGAUGUUCAUCUACCGGCCACGUACCCAGCCGAACCACCACUUGUUCACUAUUGGGCAUUCUCACAAGAACAGCUCAACCCAAAUCUUUAUCAGACUGGCAAAAUUUGUAUCAGUCUCUUGGGUACGUGGAAUGGAAAGGGCUCAGAACAAUGGACAAGUGAAUCGAAUUUACUGCAAGUGUUUCUUUCGAUUCAAGGACUCAUUCUUGUCGCAGAGCCAUAUUUCAAUGAGGCCGGUUACGAAUCGAGAAAGAAUGCACCUGUUGCAGUGGAACGAUCUCGUCGUUACAACGAAAUGGCCUUAGUGAAUUCACUGGAUUAUUUCUAUCGAAUAAUGCGGCUUCCACCGAAGGGAUUCGAACAACUCAUCAAAGAGCACUGCCAGGCAGUUCUUCCAUCCAUCAAAAAAAGGAUUUGGUCAUGGCAGUCGGGUGAGGCUGAGCCAGAAUUUCCGUUGUGUCCAAUUUCGGAAGGAUGCAAACUUUCACUACGAAAAAUGGCUGUGAUAUUAGGCACCGUGAACGAGGGCAGCAGUAAAGAAGUCGAUGAGAACGGCGACGUUGGUACAACUGAAACGGUCUCUUCGUGUCCUUCUUAA
Molecule: messenger RNA, 4953 nt
Organism: Anisakis simplex (herring worm)
Lineage: Eukaryota; Metazoa; Nematoda; Chromadorea; Rhabditida; Anisakidae
Source: the annotation of a GenBank genome assembly